This is a messenger RNA of Chaetomium strumarium, 987 nucleotides long. RefSeq lists its product as uncharacterized. Lineage: Eukaryota; Fungi; Ascomycota; Sordariomycetes; Sordariales; Chaetomiaceae. Bases 1 to 987 code for a protein of 328 amino acids. The transcript has 2 exons. The record is from RefSeq and is a predicted model, not a curated record. Gene Ontology annotation, molecular function: 3-beta-hydroxysteroid 3-dehydrogenase (NADP+) activity.
AUGACCGGGACAAUCAUCCUCACGGGCGCCAAUGGCUCCCUGGGCCUUGGCUUCGUCCAGGCCCUCCUCGCCUCCUAUCCCAAGCACAUCUUGGUCGCAGCCGUACGAAACGCAUCGCCUCAAUCAGAUCCCAACACGGCGAACCUCAUAAAACUGCUGUCCAAGUAUCCGCAGAACCGUGUCCUCGUCGAAAGUCUUGACCUCGGCAGCCUCACAAGCGUCCGCUCGUUCGCAGACCGCAUCUCGACCAAAAUCUCCGACGGCGAACUCACUCAUAUCAGCGCCAUCGUCUGUAACGCCUUCACCUGGUCACUCAACGGCCAAAAGCAGACCUCGGAUGGCUACGAAGCCACUUUCCAGGUAUCGCACCUGUCACACUUUGUGCUCGUUCUCAAGCUCCUCGGAAGCAUGAACCCCACGUCCGGACGCAUCGUCAUGCUCGGCUCGGCGGCGCACUACCCGGAGAAGGAGAACCCGCUCGCCAAGCUGAGGGCCGGCUUUCCCGAUGACCUCGAGCACCUCGUUCGUCCGCCACCCGACGAGCCGGAGCAGGUGCAUGACACGGGCUUCGCGCGCUAUGGGACGGCCAAACUGGCUAAUGUAGUUUUCAUGCACGAUAUGAACCAAAGGUUGCAAGCGAACCCCAAACUGUCCGCCAUCACGGUAACCUGCAUGGAUCCAGGCGGCCUGGUCGGAUCGAGGGCGCACUCAGAGCAACGCGCGGCAAUCCAGCGUCUGAUGAGCGUCGUCAACGUCAUGAUGCCUCUGCUGAAGCACCUGACUAGCGCGGUGCGGACCACGGCGGGUGCCGGACGGGACCUGGUCGCCCUCAGCGUCGCGCCUGAGUUUCAGGGGAGGAGGGGUUACUUUAUUGGGAAACAUGAAGCGCCGCCAGCCAAUGUCAGUCUCGAUAAGGAGGUACAGAGAAAGCUGUGGGAGGCUUGCUGGGAGUGGGCAGGGAUGGCGAAGGGGGAGACGGUUCUGUAA